Messenger RNA from Podarcis muralis (Common wall lizard), 7633 nucleotides. RefSeq names its product VPS26 retromer complex component B (gene VPS26B). The record is from RefSeq and is a predicted model, not a curated record. Lineage: Eukaryota; Metazoa; Chordata; Lepidosauria; Squamata; Lacertidae. Gene Ontology annotation, biological process: intracellular protein transport.
CUCCUCCCCUUUGCCCAGGAACGGGAAGGGCGCGUGCGCAGUACGAGGCCCCUGGUCCGGGACGCGGCGCGAGCUCCGCAGCCAGCAGCCAGCGCAGCCCAGGCGAAGGCGGGGAAGAGGCAGCGCAUCAUCGGAGCGGCGGCGGCUGUCAUCCUUCUUCCUUUAUUUUAUUUUUUUGCAAAGGCCCGGCUGUGCAGUGAAUGCUCCGGUGCUGCGUUGCAUUUCGCUGCACGGCAUUGCUCUCCGGAGCCUCGGGCCUUCCUGCAGCAACCUCCCUCCGCCACCUUUUCCUUUCCUUCCAGGGAGCAACGCCUCCGCCGGUUUUCCAACCCCUCCCCCCCAUUCCACCUCUCUUAUUUAUUGAUUUAUUUAUUUUUAGUUAUUAUUUAAAAACCCCAGCGAAGUGGGCCCGUAGAUUGCACACGCCUACCCCCUCCGCCCGCUCCCCCUUCCCCAGCAGCAGAGUCCUCCGUGCAUGCUUCUCCCCAUUCCCUGCCGAAGCUGCUGCUCCCCCUUUCCCCGUUACCACCAACCAUGUCCCCCACGGCUUGCAACGUUGCGUUCCGUCUCCAGCUGUGAACGCCCCUUCCCGCUUCUCCUCCUUUUACGCCCACCUUCCUUGCAUUGGCGCCCGAAGGUGAGAGAGAGAGAGCAGCGCCCCCAACCUGGGGCUGCCUUGAUCCCUGCCAGUUCUCGGGUCUAGCCUUUCCAAGCCUUCGGAGCUGUAGCUUGCAGAGCAUCAGUUAUCAUUCUUCUUAUUGGGUCCAAACAGUACCUGCCUACCCCCUUCCUUCCAUCACCCCCACCAAAUAGUCCUCCUUUUACUCUGAGCCCCUUUGCCCAACAGAGCCUUAGUCCUGCCCCAGCACACCCAGGUUUCCUUAUGCACCAGGAUCCUGUGGUUUCCUUUUCUUACUUUGGUAACUGUUUUUUAGCCAGGCAAGCCGAGAUUGCAUCGUGGGCUGGCAAGGUUGCUCCUCCUUCACAGCAUCGGUGAAAACUCCCGCCUGGAGAACAAGGCUUGCACAGCCACCCCAAGGUGCAGCUUGCCCCGUUCUGUGCUGCUCGGCACCGCCUUAGCCCUCUGAGGUGCUGCAUCCCUUCCCCAACAUCGCCAUGAGCUUCUUUGGGUUCGGACAGAGUGCGGAUCUGGAAUUGGUCCUGAGCGACGCAGAGAGCAGGCGCCGGGCAGAGCAUAAGACAGAGGAGGGCAAGAAGGAGAAAUAUUUCCUCUUUUAUGACGGUGAGACGGUUUCGGGGAGGGUCAUCCUCACCCUCAAGCACCCAAACAAACGGCUGGAGCACCAGGGCAUCAAGGUGGAGUUCAUUGGGCAGAUCGAGCUAUAUUACGACCGAGGGAACCACCAUGAAUUCGUGUCACUUGUGAAGGACUUGGCCCGCCCCGGAGAGUUCACCCAGUCACAGACCUUUGAUUUUGAAUUCACACACGUGGAGAAACCGUACGAAUCCUACACGGGGCAGAACGUGAAGCUGAGGUACUUCCUCCGGGCCACUGUGAGUCGCAGACUGAACGACGUGGUGAAGGAGAUGGACAUUGUUGUACACACGCUUAGCACGUACCCAGAACUUAAUUCCUCCAUCAAGAUGGAGGUGGGCAUUGAAGAUUGCCUACAUAUUGAGUUUGAGUACAAUAAAUCCAAGUACCAUUUAAAAGACGUGAUCGUUGGGAAGAUCUACUUCCUCCUAGUGCGGAUCAAGAUCAAGCACAUGGAGAUCGACAUCAUCAAGAGGGAGACCACGGGGACCGGCCCUAAUGUUUACCAUGAAAACGAUACAAUAGCUAAAUAUGAGAUCAUGGAUGGGGCACCUGUCAGAGGGGAGUCCAUCCCCAUCAGGCUCUUCCUCGCUGGCUACGAACUGACGCCGACCAUGAGGGACAUCAAUAAGAAGUUCUCGGUGCGCUACUAUCUCAACCUUGUGCUGAUUGACGAGGAGGAGCGGCGCUAUUUUAAACAGCAGGAGGUGGUGUUAUGGCGCAAAGGUGACAUUGUGAGAAAGAGCAUGUCCCACCAAGCUGCCAUUGCCUCUCAGCGGUUCGAAGGCACGUCUUCCCAGACAGAGAGCAGAACGCCCAGCCAGCCUUCAGAGAACAACGGCCGGCAGUGAUGGGGUUGCGGGAUGAGGGGUUCCAAAGCGCUUCCGUGGUCAAGGCUUGAAGACGUCGACGAGGGAGGAGAACGCAGAACGGAUCUUUCACCAGAGACUUGCAAACACAAAUUAUCUUGUCAGGUUGUGUGUGUGUGUGUUUUCUUCAUUUUUCUUUGUCCCUUUCCCCCUGAGGACUCGCAACUUAACGGAAUGGGGAGGGAGCCAACGGACGCGACAGCGACAAGGUUUGCCUCCCUCUGCAUUCAAAUAUUCCUUGGGGAUAGGGCGGGGAGCUGGAUCAGUGGCUUUAGAAGGCAUGACGAAGGGAAGGGUGGCUGGUGAAAAGUGAGUCUGUGCUCUGACAUGAUGCUAAAAGCAUUCCCCCCCCCUCAAAAAAUGUAAAGACACCCCCAUCGGUUUUACUGUACAUUUGGGUUUUUUUAAUUUUUUUUUAAGAGCGCUCCAUUUUCUCUUCCUCAGUGGCAUUAUUCAUAUGUGUACAUAAGUAGCACCAGAGAGGCUCAUUUAGCGUUCAAGUGUAAAAAAAAUAAAAAUUUCCCCAGCGUUUCUUAAACUCCUGAAAGCUGAUGGGACACUUCUUUCCCAAAUUAAAUUCUGGGAGUCUCGCUUCAUUCUUACACCCAAACCGGUUUUACUUUUUAAGGUAAAUCUUAUGUCCCUGGGUGAGUCUGUGUUCUGAGCACAGCUCCUGCUUAGAAGCAGGCACAGAACAGCAUCUCUUGCAGACGCACACAGUGGACAGACUCCUCAGAAGGCAGGCAUAGGAAGAUCUGCACUGGCUGUGAUUUGAAUGACUGACUGGAGAGGUGUGUCUGGUAAAUCGCGCAGAGAGGCGACAGGGAGCCUCUUUGGCUAGGUCGGUGCAGUGGGCUCCUGGUAGCAUGGCCCUCCAAUGUCAUUAGAUUCCAACUCCUUAUCAGCCCGAGGCAGUAUUGAUAAGGGGCAGGGUUGAUGGACAUUGUGGUCCAGUAACAUUUGGAGGGCCACAGGUUCCCCACCCUUCGUUAAUUUGAUUAACUUGCUGAUUGUGGCAUGGGAAUUGUUUUUUACCCUCCGUCUUUUGAGUUUAUUUUGUAGAACUGGUGAAACAACACUACUGUUUUCACCAAGCCAGUUGUGUACUGUUGAGACUUCCUUCGUUGAAAACUGGAUUGCGAGGAGGAAAGCUGCAUUUUGGGGGCCUUAAAAAAAAAAAGGCAUAGGGACCGUUUCUGUUGUAGCCCACUUUAAAACAUACCCUCCCCAAUAGCAUUCUCCUGUUUCCCAAGCUGUCCGCAUGCACUCUGUUGCUAUUCCAAAAGUUGGAUCAGCACAGCCCAUUCCCAAACUGUGUUCCGUGAGGGAAAAACCCCCAAGGACCUGGUACCUUCUGUAUGUACAUUCCUUGAUCACUGAGGUGAUCCGCGCUCUUUCACAUCCUAAAAGCGAACCUUCGGGGAGGUGGAAUGGCAAGCUGUGUCUAAAAGUGUGUCCCUUAGGAUUAGAUUAGAAAGCACUGAUGAAUUGGGCUGCUUUUCCCUAAGUGUGCUGGGGACACCUGCUCUUGGACAUCUUACCCACAUCCUAUAAAAGACCACACACACCCUGCAGCCAAAGCUUCAUCUCCCCGGACCCCCCCACCCCCCUGAAAAAGCCUGAUAUAAGCUUAAAGUUAAUUGAACACUAAAAAUGUACAGAGUUAAAUAGAUGUGUCUUGUUCUGUAAGCAUGAAUUGGUUUUAUUCGUCUUCACCGUUGAGAUUGACUAAGGAGAACAAACACAGUCACUUUUUUCCCUCCAAGCCCAUUUUGUGAUAAAUAUGCACUUUCUGCUGUAGAGGUGGGCGUAAGACUGAAUGUCACCUCAAAAUAUUCAGAAAUUCGUUGGUUGAGUUGCUCUCCCUCUAAAACAAACCAUUUACUUGUAAUUUAAUAGCAUAAAUAUUUCUCUGAUUUGCCUUCUGACAUCAGCACUUUUAGGAAUGUUUCUUUUAAGCUUCUCUCCUCUUUUAUUUCCCUACCGUGAAUCAAUGAGAACUAGAAACUUGAGCACCACAGCUGCUGCCUCCACAAAAAUGAAACUUACUUGCAGUUCUAACAGAUUCCUGGGACCAAGCAAACGUUUUGUUUUUAAGACACCCACACCUUCAUUCCGUUUCUUAAUCAGUAGGAUAUAUCUAUACAGAGAUUCUACCAGAUCGCUGUAAAUGCACCAGAGGACAUGACAAUUGUCAGCUUUUAUUUUAGGAAAGAGACACGUGGGCUGCUUGUGUGCAUGUGAUGGUUAAAAAUGUGUAGGCUAUGCCUGAUGAAAUUUCAGAAGGCAGAGGGGCUACGUGAAUAAAAUUUCUGGUGGCCUGCAUGUGUCUUUCCCUGUAUCAAAGUGAUUAAAGUGCAUUUUUUUUAACAGCUUGUAGAAUAAAUUGCACAGAAUUGUCUUAAAUAUGCAAAAUUGGUGCAGGGUACGUAUUUCAGUUUUCUCAGUUGUCCUUAUCCAGAACUACCUUUCUUUCAUAGAAUUAAAGAACUGUAAAAUAGGAAGGGUCAUCUGGAUCAACCCCCCAUGUUUGAAUUGAAAACACCCCCACCUAUUUGGAAAUACAGUUCUCUGAAUAAUCCAGCCUUUACAUGAGGGAUGAGGAAUCUGAAGCCCUCCAGAUGUUUCUGGACUACAACUGCCAUCAUCCCUAACUCUUGACCAUGCUGAGCGGGGUUUAUGGGGGUUAGAGUCCCUAAGCAGUGGGAACCUGUGCCCUUCCGAAUGUUGUCGGGACUCUAAAUCACAACAUCCUUUACUGUUGGUCAUGCUAGCUGGGGCUGAUGGGAGCUGGAGUUCAGCAACAUCUGGAGGGGCACAGCCAAGCCGGCCAUUAUUGGAAAGCUUUUUUCUCCCUGUUGCUUUGCGACCCACGUAGGAAGAGUUCAAGGAUUGUGUGUUGCUUGCGGGGGUGGGGAGAGAAUACAAUGCCUUCUGUAAAGUGUAGGUAGAUCUUGCAGUCCUGCUUGAGCAUAAAACCAUAUUCUCUGGCAGUUGUAUUCUGAAGAAUACUGCUGCAAAUGUAUUUUUAAACAGGGGCUGUGCCCUUGCUCACUUCACCUGCCAACCUUCCUCCCUCCCUUUACACAUCACCAAAAAAAUCCCUCCUCUCCAUGGUUCAUCUGUGCCACCCACUGCCUAUGUAUCCAUUUUCUGGUUCCCUCACCUUGCCUGGGCUGCUGGAAUCUCCACCCUCCAGUCCCCCCCCCCCUUUUCCCUGAGCAGCUGCUUGUCACACUGUCAUUUUCAUCACCAUCUGGCUGUAGCCAAGAGAACUAUAGCAUGAUGACAUCCUUACAAUUUUUUUAUAUUGCAGAGAUACAGAAUCUGGUACUAGCUAGCGGGAUCCAUGCAAAUAACAUUCUUAUCUUUAUUCUGACAACACCUUUAUGAGAUAGGUCACUAUUAACCCCCAUUUGGACAGAUUGGGAAUGGAAGCUGUAUGCCUAGGAUAGCCAAUUUGGUGCCCUCUGGGUGUGGCUAAACUUUUUAUUUCCUAUCUCCCCUAGCCAGCAUGGCCAGUAAGGAUGAUGGAAGCUAAAGUCCAAAAUAUCUGGAGGACAAAAAGUUGGCUAUCUGAGCUACAAGCCACACCCAUACCCCCACCAGUGGAUCACAUGUUGGAGCAAAGAUUUCAAAGCCAAUUCUCUUACGUCACAGAGACAGGAAACCAAUGCUCUGACAGCUGUAACUAAUGGGGACAUUCCCCCCUUCUCAAGUUUUUUUUGUUGCUAAUGCUUGCUGUCUACUACUUUGAAGGUUUUAGAAUCAGACAAAUACGUUGCUAGGUUGGCAGAGAACCUGUGGCUCCUCCAGAUGUUGCUGAACUACUCCUUCCAUCAAUGUCUGGAGGACCAAAGGUUCCCUUUCCCAGAGCUUGGGAAGUGGGGACAUUAAGUGGGGAAGAACUGGCAUCUCACAUAUGAAGGCCAAGGAUGUUCCACCAAGAAGAAACCAGGCUGAAACAAAACACCAAAUGUGUUGGGUCCGCAAAGGGGAGAGAUGAUGCUUUGGCUCUCACCACAAAGCAGGCUUGGUGCUGCUCCUAAGUUUAUGCCACCCCUCAUUCUUGUGUGCAACAGCUCCUUUGCUGUGCCAGAACAGCAGUGAAACCAUCUUCAUAGUUUUUAACCAGCUUCUGGUGAUCAUUCCUGGCCUGCUGUUGGGUGAUUCCUGCUGUGAGGCUGUUUUCUGCCUAUUUAGGGGAUACUUAGUCAAUAGGUUUCUCCCUGUUUGGAGAUGUAAAGUGAGGAGUGUAAAUGUUUUCCAGCUGCACAUAAUGAUUGGUGGCUGUUCGGACCUAAAAGACAAACCCCCUCCACAGCUGGUGAUGAAUUCUUAGUUUUGUAAAGCCAUAUAAUAUGUGCUGGAAUUAGAUAUAGGUUAGUGGUUUUGAAGCUUUUUAGCAUUCAGGCUUCUGUCUGGAUCUGCUUGCUCUUUAUUGGACCACAGCAAUUUGUGACCCGUACCAACUGCAUGAGGGGGUACUUGAAAGAACUUUGCAUUGGAUCUCAAGAGCCCGGGGGGGGUGUGUUCUUUGUUUUCCAGGCCAAGGGUCCAGAGCAAUAUAUGCCCCACAUUAUCAUGGAAGCACAAAUCACAAGAUGUAACAGGUGGAGAACCAAGUUUCUCGACAACCAUAAGUUUUCAUUCCGAAAAGAAAAAGCCUAUGACAGGGCAAAUGGUUCUCAUGUUGAAUGGUUGAAGAGUUAUGCUUCCAGCUGUACUACAAGUCCCUGGUGAGAUCACAGCAGCCAGAGGGUGGGCCAAAUAAAGGGUUGUUUCCAAAGUAGCGCUGAAUAACAUGGCCCACCUGCACAAAGAAUUCUGCUUGUGCAGGGGGGCUUCCUUCCCCCUUUCCCACAUCUCCAGUAGUGCCCCAAAACAAACAGGGAGUGUGGGGAAGGAGUCCCCGUUGUAAAAGCCUGAAUUUUGUGCUAGUUAGACAAUAUCCAGUAUUUUUUUUCAGCCAAGGCACAAGUGCUCAUCUCCCCAUGACUAGGAGUAGUACAUUAUUAAAAACGGGGGGGGGGGGGUGUUAAAUUAUGCAAAGUAGUUUGCUGAUUUGCAUAAUUUUAUGCAGGCAGCUUGGGGCUGUGCAGCAUAGAACCGCCGGUGUAUUUGUAAGGUACAUCAUACACCCUGGUUCAGUUUUUACUAAGCCUUCUAGAGUACGGUCCAUACCCAUUUUGCAUCUAGCCAUCCCUGGAAAAAGCCAUGUUUAACGUUCAUCUCCAGUGUGAGACACAAGAGAAGGGAAAAAAAUCCCAAGCAAAGACCACCCACGAGGAUCUGACUGCCCCGCUCUGGCAGGGAUGGGUGGGUGGGGAAUCCACAGGUACUGAAUUAAGCUGGGCAACUUGUAAAUUUAAGCCUCUGCAUUGUUUACAUGUUUCUUAAUUCAUUGUCUUUUAAAUGGUUGUAUUUUUAAAUGAUGAGAGGUUGUUCUCCCAAUUAAAAAAGAAGCCAUUCUAGGCUUUCAAAGGUU